UUCACCCCAUCCCUCCACAACAACCCCCGACAGAUUUUAGUUAGACGAAGGAUUUUCCAAUACUAACUCUCUACAUCUCUUUUGUUUAGAUGUUGCUAUUUUUAAUGCAUCAUUAAGUGAUUUUCCUUCCAAGGCUGUUAGUGGAAAGAGUAUUUACUUCAAUUAAGGAUCCUUUUUUGUUUGUCUUUUUCUAACACGUCAGAAAAUGGGGAUCGAUUCUGGAGUCAAUAUUUCAGGUGAUGUUGAACCUUACGGGGGGAAAAGUGCCUUCACCCAACUGGAGCACAACAUAGUGGCUGGAUAUCUCAUAACGGCAGGUGUCAUAAGUUUAUUGAGCAACAUUGUGGUGCUGCUAAUGUUUAUGAAGUACAAGGAGCUGCGCACUGCCACCAACUUUAUUAUAAUCAACCUGGCUUUCACCGACAUCGGAGUGGCUGGUAUUGGCUACCCCAUGUCAGCUGCCUCAGACAUCCAUGGCAGCUGGAAAUUUGGCCACACGGGGUGUCAGAUCUAUGCAGCUCUCAACAUCUUUUUUGGCAUGGCCAGCAUCGGCCUGCUGACUGUGGUGGCCAUUGACCGCUACCUCACCAUCUGCAGACCAGACAUGGGGCAGAAAAUGACGAUGCAAUCAUACAACCUAUUGAUUCUGGCAGCAUGGCUGAACGCUGUGUUCUGGUCCUGCAUGCCCAUAGUGGGCUGGGCAGGUUACGCCCCCGACCCCACUGGAGCCACAUGCACCAUCAACUGGAGACAGAAUGAUGCCUCCUUCAUCUCUUACACCAUGGCUGUGAUUGCUGUGAACUUUGUGUUGCCUCUGUUAGCCAUGUUUUAUUGCUACUACAACGUGUCCGUCACUACGAAGAGAUACAAAGCCAGCAACUGCCUGGACAGCAUCAACGUCGACUGGUCCGAUCAGAUGGACGUCACCAAGAUGUCCGUGGUAAUGAUCGUCAUGUUCCUUGUGGCCUGGUCUCCGUACUCCAUCGUGUGUCUCUGGGCAUCAUUCGGUGACCCCAAGACCAUCCCUGCCUCCAUGGCCAUCAUCGCUCCACUCUUUGCCAAGUCCUCCACCUUUUACAACCCCUGCAUUUAUGUUGCUGCCAACAAAAAGUUCAGACGAGCCAUCAUUGGGAUGAUCCGAUGUCAAACCAGGCAGAGAAUCACCAUUAAUACUCAGGUUCCCAUGACAACCUCCCAACAACCCCUGACCCAAUGAGGUGAAAUUGCAUCGGUAUCUCAUUGGAUUAUUACUCCCUAGCAUUAAAACAAUGUGUAUUAGAUUAA
This is a messenger RNA of Etheostoma cragini (Arkansas darter), 1284 nucleotides long. It is a transcript of the gene rrh, whose product is annotated as retinal pigment epithelium-derived rhodopsin homolog. The record is from RefSeq and is a predicted model, not a curated record. The transcript has 7 exons. Gene Ontology annotation, molecular function: G protein-coupled receptor activity. Gene Ontology annotation, cellular component: photoreceptor outer segment; membrane. Bases 206 to 1216 code for a protein of 336 amino acids. Gene Ontology annotation, biological process: visual perception; G protein-coupled receptor signaling pathway. NCBI's taxonomy places the organism in Eukaryota, Metazoa, Chordata, Actinopteri, Perciformes, Percidae.